AUGAAAAAAUCUACAUCAAAGGGAGAGUCUAGUACCCCUCAGGUCAGAGCCGAUCCUAAAAUGAAGGAUAGAGUCUUUGAUAAAAUUGCUCAGAGAUUAACAGCUAGUGUAAGAUCUGUAUCGGCAGUUCCUGAGAAAAAGUAUGGUAUUGAAAGAAUGAAGGCACUGGGUGCCACUGCUUUUGAAGAAACAAGUAGAGCAAUGGUGGAGAGUGAUAGAUUCGUGAAGAAAUGGAUAAGAAGAGAUUAUGGAAAACUUGGACAUUAUAGGAAGGGAUGUCCUCAGUUGAUUUCAGGGGCACAGACUGAGCAAAAAGCAACAUCCCAAGUAGUGAUGCAGCCUAAGGUAACCAUACAAAAUAAGUAUUUGUUUCCUCGUAUUGAUGACUUGUUUGAUCGGCUGAAUGAAGCAUCAGUAUUUUCAAAGAUUGAUCUAAGAUCAAGUUACCACCAGUUGAAGGUUAGGGAGUCUGAUAUCCCUAAGACAACAUUUCGAACUAGGUAUAGGCUUUAUGAGUUUCUGGUUAUGCCAUUUGGUUUAACUAAUGCUCCAGCAGUGUUUAUGGAUUUAAUGAACAUGAUAUUUCAUGCAUACUUGGAUAAGUUUGUGAUUGUUUUAGAUGAUAUCCUGGUAAAGGAUGCUAAAUUUGAAUGGGUAGAUGACUGUGAGCAAAGUGUUGAAGAUUUGAAGCGAAGAUUGGUAACUGCGCCAAUCUUAACUCUUAUAGUGCCAGGAAAAGAGUUCAAGAUUUACUGCGACAUAUCUAGACAGGGAUUGGGAUGUGUGUUGAUGCAAGGUGGUAAAGUUAUAGCUUAA
Molecule: messenger RNA, 816 nt
Organism: Benincasa hispida (wax gourd)
Lineage: Eukaryota; Viridiplantae; Streptophyta; Magnoliopsida; Cucurbitales; Cucurbitaceae
Source: RefSeq, a predicted model, not a curated record